Molecule: messenger RNA, 3515 nt
Organism: Polypterus senegalus (gray bichir)
Lineage: Eukaryota; Metazoa; Chordata; Cladistia; Polypteriformes; Polypteridae
Product: NACHT, LRR and PYD domains-containing protein 3-like
Exons: 11
Coding region: 844-3147 (767 amino acids)
Cellular component (GO): cytoplasm
Source: RefSeq, a predicted model, not a curated record
CUGGGUUUAACGUGUCUAAAAUGAACACGUUGCAUAAUUUAUUAUUAAAACCAUAUAUAAUUCGUCAUAUUAUGCAUAUGAUUGUUUAAGGGUCUGUUCUAAUGUGGCCAUGAAAAAGAAAGCAUGGGGGAAACUGUUGUGUACCGAGUGACAAUUUCAAAGUGAGUGAAUACUGACGGAAAAGUUUCUGCAGCCAGACUUCCGUGUUAUCCUCGGCGCCGACAUGUUUUGUUGUUUUCCAUCUUAAUAAAUGGUGAUUUUCAACUGCGGCUCUAGGUAAGCCCCACAGAUUUCUGCCGGUCCCUUCAAUGAACUGCUGUUUUGUUGCUGUGCACUUCUUGGUGGCUAUACCUCGGAGAAAUGGAAGAAGAGAAAGCUGACCUUAAGCGAUUAUUGGAAAAUCUGACAUCAGAUGAUUUGAAGCGUUUUGUAUUUAACCUGGAGUCAGCAGCGAAGAAAUAUAAAUGUAAUAAAAUCCCAUUAGGCCUACUGGAGAAUGCUCAAAAUGAAGCUUGGGAGAUUGCCAGACUCAUGAUUGGUCAUUAUGGGGGACAAGCUAAAGAUAUGACUGUGGAUAUCUUCAACCAAAUUGGUAGGAAGGAUCUCAUACCCUUUGAAGGGCCAUGUGCAAAGUCUGUAGGAAGAGCGACAGUUGAUUACAAGGAUCUGUACAGAAAAGAAGUAAUGCAAAAUUAUACAUUGAUAAGAGAGUAUAACUGCCUUCCAGCAGAAAGAGUAGAGUUUAGUUCUUGAUACACCAAGCUAACCAUCAUUAAAAAAAGACAACAUUUGAAAGAAAAAAGAAACGAGUUCCUUGCAAAGGGCGACAAUCAUUUGCAGCUAAUGAGAAAGCACAGGGAUUCCAACAUUACUGUUGAAUGCUUCUUUUCACCUGUUGAAUUCGCUAAAUGUGACAAAGAGACGAGGACGGUGGUCAUUCAGGGCCCAGCAGGAAUUGGAAAGACAUUCAUGGUGCAUAAAAUUAUGCUGGACUGGGCCUCAGGUGAACUGUUCCAAGACAGAUUUGAUUUUGUGUUCCAUCUACAGUGCAGAGAACUAAGAAUAAGUGAUCAGGACAGUAUAGAGGACUUGAUUCUCAAGUGUUCCACUCAUUUACAAGGUGGUAUAAAGGAAAUAAUGUCCAAGCCAGAACGUCUCCUUUUUAUUUUUGAUGGUUUUGAUGAGCUCAGUCUUCCUUCCAGUGAAGCCAGUGGAAGAGAGAUGAGUGCAGUGAUAAGAUUACUAAGGAGGAAUGAGAUGCCUCAGGUGUCACUGCUUAUCACAACACGGCCCACUGCUUUGGAAUUGCUCGACAGUGUGGUACAAAUUGAUCGUUAUGCAGAAAUUGUUGAAUUUUUAGAAGAUGAAAUAAAAGAAUAUUUUUUAAAAAGCUUUCACGAAAAGGAAAAAGCUUAUGGUGCUUUUAACAUCAUCAAAGGGAAUGAUGUGGUCCUGUCCAUGUGUUUUGUACCUAUAGUCUGCUGGAUUGUCUGUUCAAUGAUGAGAGAAAAUGAUGAAGAUGGUGAAGAUCUUCUGAAAAAUGUGACAACUGCUUCUCAGGUCUUACUUCAUUUUUUAAAUAAACUGAUGGAGCAUCAUUGUAGCAAUUUUAAAAAGUCAGAUUUUCUUCCAAAAGCCAGUAGACUGGCAUUCCAUGGAAUCCAAGAAGAAAAGAGUUUGUUCACAGAGCAAGAACUCACAAAGUUUGCAAUCACUAUUUCUGGCACCGAAUCAACAAUUUUUAGCAAAACCUUUUAUAAGAGACACUUGAAGGCUGAAGCUGUGUACCAUUUUGUGCAUUUAAGUAUUCAGGAGCUGUUUGCUGCCUUUUAUUGUGCUUCCCAAGCAUCGAGUGAAGUGAUUAGAAAGCUUCUAAUAGACUCUUUGAAACCUGACCAUGGAAAUCUCAUCCAUGUAAUUCGUUUCCUAUUUGGUCUCACUAAUGUGACAUCACAGGAAAUUAUCAAAGACUUAAAAAUGACUGUAAGGAGUGAUCUAAGAUUAGCACUUGAAAAAUGGUUUCCAGAAGCAGCAAAGUGGCACAGAGAAAAAUACAAAACAUACGCAUGGAACUGCAAAGAAAGAAAUCCACAGUUCCUCCUGCAGCUUUUGUACUGCCUGUAUGAGAUGCAGGAUGCCAAGUAUGCUGCAACUGUAAUGUCAGAGCUUCCUCAUUUAGAUCUUAAUUUAUGUCCUUUAAACAAAAUUGAUUGCAAGGUGGUUAAAUACUGUGUUGAAUGUAGUGAAUCCAUGCAAAAGCUUGAUGUGCGUUACUGCAAUUUAGGAGAUGAGGAAGUGAGAAUUCUUUGGGAAAUUCUUCCUAAAUGCCUUUCAAUCAGGAUAGGUUCUGAUAAUCUUAGUGAAGAAGGACUGGAAUUUCUCUGUGAAAACCUUGUUAGACACCAGCUUUUUCAGCACAUAGAACUAAAUAUAAGUAAAAAUGGAAGUCAAUCCAGUUUUGUACUUGAGGCUCCUUCAAUCCCCAUUAACUGCAGGUUAUCCUUCUCUGGUGUCCCAGACUUGGCUGUGAAGCACAGAAGCCAGACGCUUAUUCCAAAAUACAAACCCAGAAAUUUCCACUUGUUAGAAGGGAAUAGUGAGGAGACAAUAAUGUUUAUCAUUGACUUAUUAAGAAGUGAAGAUUACUGUGUAGACAGAGUGAGAUUUGGUAUACGUUCACUAGAGGGAAUAGAAAACAUAAACAGGAUUCUGUCCAUGGAGACCAAAAUGAGAAGUGUGAACUGGGAAUUAAUGAAUGGAGAUGAAGAUGGUUACAGCACAUUGAUGUAUGAUGCUGAUGAAAAGGUGUUAAGGCUCUCAGUCUUUGGAAACUGUAAAAAUUAUACCAUCCAAACCAGCAGACAACUAAUCCCGAGUUGUAAACCCACAUACAUCUACUUUCAGUAUCUAGAUGAAGUGAUACUAAGAAAUGUCAUUAGGAUAUUGAACACUGAUGAUUAUUAUCACAAAUUCCUGACGAUAUGGAGCAAUGUAUACACUACAACUUCGGUGGAAAACAUCCGUGAAAUUCUAUCCAAUGACAAGAAGAUGCUACAGCUGUCAUGGAAGGUAUAUCUACGUGGGAGCCCUGAAAUUACUAUGAUGCAUAAAGCUGGUUCUCCCGAGAUAAUGACUCAGAUUGUGUGAUCAGCAGUUUACUAUAAACAGUGAGAAGUAUAACUGGCACAGUGAAGAGGAUUCAGCCAUCUUAUGUCUGAGGAGUAGAUGCACCCCUGGCAAUACACUCAUCUCCUACAAGCCUGGAAGAAUUAAACUGAUGUCCAGUUAAACGGUGAUGAGAAUGCAAAACCACCAACUGCUAAAAGAAAGAUAUAAUGUGACGCUAACUGUAGCCUUCCACCAUCCCACUGCUAAACUAUAAAGGGACAUUUGCAGUGUUAUUAAAUAUUGUGUAGCCAGCUAUGCAAGAUUAUGUGCAAAAUGUUGUCUGCCAAAAAACGGAAGUGUAAUGAUUCAUAUGUUGGUUUUGGCUUCGCCUGUGUGACAGAACGAGA